AAAGUAGUAAACCCCUUCAUGACGCGGGAGAUCUCCACGACAUCAUCGAGUUGGUCCGAGCUUCACAAAGUCCCAUACGUGCAUCUUAUCUUUCCCCCCGUUAUCACCACGCAUCUCAACAUUCUGCAACAACCCCACAUUCAGCAUACCCCUCAAUAACGAUAAUGGGCUCUUCGGCUUCUAAAGGCGCAAAGGCUGCUGGCUCUGCCGCACGGCAAUACCCUACCAGGGCUCCUACAAGUACCACACAAAGGGCUCCCGCGCCUUCCGCACCUGCACAGGCUCCUACAAGGGGACCGACUGUGCAUCCUGAGGUGCAGGCUACAGGAGAGAAGACGGAAGCUGUCUUACAAGAUGCGCGCGAUCCUGCCUUCGCAUCUCGAUUGAGCAGUCUCGGUGCUGUACAACCGAACCCACAUUACUCGCCUUCCUCUCAAUCGCAGUUCGAUCCUCGUCGGAACACCUCGCCCAAUUUGCCCUCGGAUACCAUGAUGCAAUCGCUACCACAGUCCGCGUUCCCAGACCCGCGCAACAACCCUGUACUGCGAGUACUAGAGGCAAGACAAAAGAUAGCAGAUCAGGCGGAAGACGAGUUGCGAGACGUAGGUAGGAGAGGUUUCCAAGGGAGAACAUAUGUGGAUGCUGGUGUCAUAACAUUGGCGAUGAUGAGACAGGCCAAGGGAGAACCCGAUUCGAGGAUUGAAGACGCACUAGGAAUCAAGAGGGGCAGGCUGAGUGUGUUGGGCAAAGGUACGGUGGAAGCUGUAGCCCUGGCCUGAGCAGACGAUAUCGAAGACGUCACGACAUAUCCACGAGACAUCUGAAGGCGAAUGCAGCGGCGUCAAACGGCCAGCGGGGAUCGAUUUGAUCUGCAAAAGAGAGUACAUGUGUACAUACGAAACAAGAACGAGAGAAGAUCGUGUCAACACCAAGCUCAGCCUUCCCAACCGGUGCAAUGCGUUACCCUA
This is a messenger RNA of Alternaria alternata, 968 nucleotides long. RefSeq lists its product as hypothetical. The transcript is spliced from 2 exons. Bases 165 to 779 code for a protein of 204 amino acids. The record is from RefSeq and is a predicted model, not a curated record. NCBI's taxonomy places the organism in Eukaryota, Fungi, Ascomycota, Dothideomycetes, Pleosporales, Pleosporaceae.